Messenger RNA from Puntigrus tetrazona (Sumatra barb), 1234 nucleotides. Its product is annotated as phenylethanolamine N-methyltransferase-like. The record is from RefSeq and is a predicted model, not a curated record. Gene Ontology annotation, molecular function: phenylethanolamine N-methyltransferase activity. NCBI's taxonomy places the organism in Eukaryota, Metazoa, Chordata, Actinopteri, Cypriniformes, Cyprinidae. Gene Ontology annotation, cellular component: cytosol.
AUGGAGAGAGACAAAGAAAUACAUAGGAUAAAGAUAGAAAAGUUAAAGACAGUGGCUUCUUUGGAGGCACGUUACCACGGUUUUGAUCCUGUAGCUUAUCUGCACUAUAACUACACUCCACCUCGAGCUGAUUUUGAGCGGAAAAGUAGCAUUGUGCCAUGGAAACUCAGCUGUCUGCACAAAGCCUUUACUGAAGAUGAUAUAAGAGGGGACAUUUUAGUUGAUGUGGGAUCCGGCCCCACUCUCUACCAAGUCAUGAGUGGUUGUGAGAGAUUUAAUCGUGUCAUCCUGUCUGACUUUUUGGAAGUGAAUCGAAGAGAGCUACGAAACUGGCUACAGGAGGGAAAGAGCAGUAUAGACUGGACUGCUUACUUCAAGUACGUUUGUGAACUGGAGGGUCGCAGUUCAUCGGCUUGGGCAGAAAAGGCAACACGUCUUCGUUCGGUUGUGUCUGAUGUGCUGCCAGUUGAUGUACACCAGUCCUUUCCAUUAUCACCAGAGUUCUUGCCCCCUUCUGGAGCAGACUGUCUGGUGUCAUCUUUCUGUCUGGAGAGUGUAAGCCAUGACUUGCUUUCCUUCGACCAUGCCUUAGGCCACAUCUCCAGCCUGCUUAAAAAAGAUGGUCACCUCCUGCUUAUUGGUGCCUUGGGAGAGAGCUUCUACAUGGGGGCACCAGGCUACAUCCCUGUGGUCCCUCUGGAUGAGUCUCAGGUCUGUGCUAGCCUGAAGGCCAGUGGAUAUCAGCUGUUGCAGUUGUGCAUUUACCACCUGCCCCCAGACAUGAAGCUGGGAGUGGAUGAUGUCACUGGUGUGUUCUUUGUAAAAGCUAAGAAAACAUGAACAAUUGUAGUUGAAGAGUAGUUCAUGGACUGUAAAGUUAGGCCAUGUAUGACUGUCUUAUGUCUUAAUUCUUCACUUUUAAUUGAACAUGAAAAAUUACAACAAAUUCUAAACAAAACAAUUGUUCCCAAUGUUUGAUUUUACUCAUUGCAAUUAUCACAAUUAUUAAAAUUCACCCCACAUUCAUUGCAGUUAAUAUUGUCUGUCUCUUAAACAGCAUAUGUGACAGUCUAUUAGUAUCUAAAUUACACAAACAAUCAAUGCUGGGCAUGUUAUCAGUAAUUACUUUUAGGUACUAGUUACUUCUCACAACUGAGUUACAUCUAAUUACCAGGAAAAGUAACUACUGUGUUACAUAAAAAAUAAAAUAAAGUAGAAAUGUCAUGUAACUCAA